ACCCUAAAUCGAACGACCGCUCAAAACCCUGCGGGCGUUACCACAAGCAUCAAUGGCGAAUCGACGGUGUGUUCACACCCUAACGCGCAUACUUCAAUCGGUAAGGACAAUAGCUCCUUUGUCCCAGGGUCUGAACCCUGCCUUCGCGCAAGGCCAAAUCUCGGCGUCGAGACAGAGGUUUUGUGUUUUGCGGAACAAUGCUGAUGUUUAUCCCCAAUGUGGUGUAUUCUCGCGGCACUUUUGUUCAAGGCACAGCGAUAGUGAAAAUGAUGAUGAUGGUGAAGAUGAAGAGAGCGAAGGAGAGGAAAUUGACGGGCAAGACGAGGACGUCGUUUUGUCGCCCGAGGAUAAAGUAAAAGAAGCUGCUGAAAUCGGGUACAGAGUCGUUGGUCUGCUUCAGGAAUCAGACCGAGUUGUCAAACCUUACGAGCCUGUAUUCGCAGUUGUUCAGAUUGGAUCGCAUCAAUUCAAGGUGAGCAAUGGCGAUUCAAUUUUCGUCGAGAGGUUGAAGCACUGUGAUAUCAAUGACAAGCUGGUUCUUAAUAAGGUUCUUAUGCUAGGUUCACAGACACAGACAAUGAUAGGUCGUCCAAUUUUGCCUGAUGCAGCUGUUCAUGCUAUUGUUGAGGAGCAUGCAUUAGAUGCAAAAGUGAUCAUAUUCAAGAAGAAGAGAAGAAAGAACUAUAGAAGAAAAAAGGGUCAUCGACAGGAAUUAACCAAGUUGCGGAUAACAGACAUAGAAGGGAUUGAGAAGCCAAAAAGGACUACAGUCUCAAAGACGACUAAGAAAGAUAAGCCCGACAAAAAGAUGGCUGUUGAAUCGUAACAAAAAAUUCACGGUAUCCAAAAUUCGACAUCUCUUGUGUUCAAAUUCUCCAGGCUCCCUCCCACUGCAUUGCAUAAACAAAGGCAAUGCACCUUGGAUACAAUUUGAAGGAUUUUCGACCCAUUUUGUUACAAGGUUACAAUUAGCAGUGGAGGUGAUUUGAAUUCUCUGCAAUAAAAUCAUUUUUUCCCUGAAAAACUGCACACAUAUUUAUAUACAUAUAUGUACUUAGAGCUCAAAGCUGUCUUAGAUUUCUGGUUCAUUUUAUAUUUCAUGUAGGAGGAACAGAUUUAUGCAGCCCAGUUUUGGCAUGUCCAAAGUAUUCGUAUUUGCUGUCAGAAAUUUGUUUUGAGAUUGUAGUUGUGUAGAAUUUGGUUCGGAUUUUG
Messenger RNA from Andrographis paniculata, 1212 nucleotides. Its product is annotated as 50S ribosomal protein L21, mitochondrial. Gene Ontology annotation, biological process: translation. The coding region runs from base 53 to 826 and encodes 257 amino acids. The transcript is spliced from 5 exons. The record is from RefSeq and is a predicted model, not a curated record. Lineage: Eukaryota; Viridiplantae; Streptophyta; Magnoliopsida; Lamiales; Acanthaceae. Gene Ontology annotation, cellular component: ribosome. Gene Ontology annotation, molecular function: structural constituent of ribosome; RNA binding.